Messenger RNA from Cucumis sativus (cucumber), 1099 nucleotides. Its product is annotated as oil body-associated protein 1A. The transcript is spliced from 3 exons. Lineage: Eukaryota; Viridiplantae; Streptophyta; Magnoliopsida; Cucurbitales; Cucurbitaceae. Bases 216 to 773 code for a protein of 185 amino acids. The record is from RefSeq and is a predicted model, not a curated record.
UUGUUUCAAAUAAAAAUAAAAACAAAAAAGUUAUAAAAAUGUAUUAAUUAAAAAAACAAAAAGCAUUAUCAAAUCGAUUUUCGUCAUCAAAUUUUAUUAUCUAACCAUACUCAUAAUAUAUAAAGCUACAAUUAUGUUUUUAUCCUGAAUUGAUCUCCAUCUUCUUGUUAUUGGAUGGACAUGGGUGAAUUAGGUUUCAUUUCUACUCUCAUGACAUGACAAGGCAACUGGAAGCGCACCAUUACUGCGCGCACCUGAACGAAGAGGUUCGACAGUGUCUAAUCUUUGACAGCCCGGAGAAAGAUGCCAGACUUAUAGGGAUCGAGUACAUUGUAACAGAGGAUCUCUUCUUAACAUUACCUGAUGACGAGAAGCCUCUUUGGCACUCGCAUGAGUACGAAGUCAAGAGUGGGACUCUAUUCCUCCCUGGUGUCCCGGGCCCAAUUGAGCGCCUUGACUUGGAGAAGGUUUGCAAGACCUAUGGCAAAGUUUUCCAUUUCUGGCAGGUGGAUCGAGGCGACACUCUACCACUUGGCAUCCCACAGCUAAUGAUGGCGCUAACCCGAGAUGGGCAGCUGGAUGGGUCUCUACAAGAAAAGGUUGAGAAGCGUUAUGGGGUCUCGUUUGAAGGGGAGAGGAAGAAAAGAGAGUACAUGUCGGGGCCUGUCCAUGGUGUCCAUCCGAGGGCAAACGGUGGCGGGGAAGGCCUAAAGACAGAACUCCGAGAGACAACGAUGCCUUUGGCAGCUUCAAUUCCAAGAGUCUUCGUUUGAUGAGAGGUGAUAUCGUGGUGGUUAUGAAAGUUGGAUGUAUAUGUAUGUGUUUGUGUUUACUUUAAGCGUAAUGUUUUGGCAGUACUUUAGUAUAUCGUCUACUAUUUUAAAAAAAUUAUAAAAUAAUUGAGUUCGUGGUAAAAUAGUUUAUUUGGCUCUCUACAAGUUAGAGAAUUAGAGAAUUGACCUGCAUAGGCCUAAUUCUUUACUUUUGGUUUGAAACUUUGGGGUUUUCAAAUGAAUUUCUCAUUUUGGAAAGGAUAUUGAAUUUUUUAGUAUACUUGAAUUCAUCUACAUCUGCUAAUAAAAAUGUUGUUAAUUUUUAA